UUGUUCUUUUUGCAGAAUAUAGUAUUAUCUGGUGGAUCUACCAUGUUUAAAGACUUCGACAAGAGACUCCAGAGUGAUAUAAAGAAGAUAGUAGAUGAUCGUGUUGCUGCAACUAAUGUCCGCCAUCGUGUGGAAGUGAGACCUAUUGAAGUCAACGUGGUCGCCCAUCCUAUACAAAGCUAUGCAGUCUGGUUUGGGGGUUCAGUAGCUGCAUCUACCCCAGAAUUCUAUGAGUAUUGCCACACAAAGGAAGAGUAUGAGGAACAUGGAGCAAGCAUAUGCAGAACAAGCCCAGUUUUCAAAGGAAUGUACUGAAUUUUCUAAACAUCGCAUCUUCCAGUAGGAGCUCAUUUAGGUUUCUUCGAAUAGAAUAUAGCCAAUUUUGAUUCUUUUUGACCGGGGCCAUCCUGAUAGAAUUGUAGCGUUGUUUGUAGUUGUCUGUUCUGUAUUGCCUGUUGUGUAUAGCCAACAGCUUGGUUCCUGUUCGAGGUGCAUGAAUAUAGCCAGAACCUUG
This is a messenger RNA of Panicum hallii, 514 nucleotides long. Its product is annotated as actin-related protein 3-like. NCBI's taxonomy places the organism in Eukaryota, Viridiplantae, Streptophyta, Magnoliopsida, Poales, Poaceae. The coding region runs from base 43 to 315 and encodes 90 amino acids. The record is from RefSeq and is a predicted model, not a curated record. The transcript has 3 exons.